GUUCCGUAUCGUAUCAGGACAGUCAUUAGAGACUGACUGAUCUUUGAUGAUGGCGGCGGUUUCUCCUGCAUCGGCUGAUGUACCUGGGCUGGAGACCCAGUGGAGAGAAAUUGAGAGCCUACUUAAAGGCCAGGAGCUGCGAGCAGGAGACAGCUGGUACCUCCUGGAGAGGCGCUGGUUUAGUCAGUGGAAGGAAUUUGUCAAAACCGGAGACCAGAAUUCCACUUCAUUUCCUGGACAGAUUGACAACACAGAGCUUUUUGAAGAUUUGGAGUCUUACCGUCUGAAGGAACGGCUGGUUGAAAACGAAGACUUCAUAUUUGUUCCUGCUGAGGCUUGGCACAAACUUCUGUCCUGGUAUGGCAUGUUGCCUGAUCAGCCAGCCCUGGAGCGUAAGGUUGUGGAUCUGCCCAGCACCCUCAAGGUGGAAGUUUACCCUGUUGAAAUUUUCCUGUGCCUUCACACUGACAUGGAAAGCCCUAUUUUGGCCCAGUUCAGCCGAGUUGACACCAUAGAUACUAUCCAGAAGUUUAUGAGACACCAGCUUGAUAUCCUUGGUUGUGCUGAAACCAGAAUUUGGAUGAAAAGUUCUGACACCAGCUGUGAACGUCUGCGGAACAUGCAGCUAACUGUCUUGGAUGCGGGACUCAGCUCUGGCAUGACUGUGAUCAUGGAGACGAGAAAUCCAGAUGGCACAUGGCCAAGUUCCAGGCCUCAGAUUAUGAGAAAUUCCCUGGAUGAACAUGAUUCCUACAGGGGUCAGCCAGGGGUUUGUGGACUGACAAAUUUGGGAAACACAUGCUUCAUGAACUCUGCUUUGCAGUGCCUCAGUAACAUACCACCCUUGACGGAGUACUUCCUAAAGAAUGCCUACUUGGAGGAGUUGAAUUUUACAAAUCCACUGGGAAUGAAGGGCGAGAUUGCUGAGGCUUAUGCCGAUGUUAUCAAACAGAUGUGGUCAGGAAGACAUUAUGCCGUUGUCCCUCAUUUUUUCAAGACCAAAGUAGGUCAUUUUGCCUCUCAGUUUUUGGGAUACCAGCAGCAUGACUCUCAGGAAUUGCUGUCUUUUCUUUUGGAUGGACUGCAUGAAGAUCUAAACCGGGUGAAGAACAAGGAAUAUAUUGAACUGAGAGAUGCUGAUGGUCGACCAGACCAGGAAGUGGCAGAAGAGGCCUGGCGCAACCACCGGCGACGGAAUGACUCUGUCAUUGUAGACACAUUUCAUGGACUCUUUAAAUCCACACUAGUCUGUCCUGAAUGUGGCAAAGUGUCCGUAACAUUUGAUCCUUUCUGCUACUUGAGUGUACCAUUGCCAGUUAGCAAAGAACGUGUGAUGGAAAUUUUCUUUGUGUCACUUGACCCUGCAGCAAAGCCUGUGCAGCAUCGAGUGGUGGUUCCUAAAGCGGGAAAGGUGUCUGAUCUGUGUGCUGCCCUUUCCAAGUCAACUCGUGUGCCAGCCAACCAGAUGGUAGUUGCAGACGUCUUUAACCAUCGCUUCUACAAGAUUUACCACAUGGACGAGUCCCUAAACUGCAUUUUAGACCGGGAUGAUAUUUUUGUAUAUGAACUAAGUAGUGACUCCCUUGAUGAAGAGGGUGAUGAGGUGGUUUUGGCACUUUAUCUGCGUGAGCGAUCUCACUACAGUUCAAGCAGCAGCUAUGGGACCUCUCUAUUUGGGCACCCUUUGCUCAUUUCAGUGCCCCGGAACAAGUGUACCCAAGAAGCCUUAUACCAGGUCUUUCUGCAUCGUCUAGCCCGCUAUGUUCACCUCCCGGAUUCCUCUGAGGAAGAGGUUGAGGAUGAGGACAGUCCAGAGGAAGAUUUGUACAACCUGCAGUCAAAUGGUCUCAGUGAAAAUGCCCUUUCUGAAGAUGAGGCAGAUGAAGAAAAUGAACAAGCAGGACAGUCAAGCCAAGAGGAAGAAGGCUCUGAAUCUGAGGCCCCCAAUACAGAGCACCCUACUAAACAGCAAGCUCUUUCAGUACCACCCAAUACAAUUACAGACAGAGGUAGCAGUGAAGAGGAAAGCCCAACCCAGAGAAGGGCAGCUGAAAGACCCAGGGUAAAAGUGAAUGCUGAGAUGCAUUCAGGGAGUCCCCUUUCUGAGGACGACGACUCAUUCCAGGAUCGCCAUGCUAUUGAAAGUCAGGCCAAGAGGAAGCGACACCCACACAGAAGGAGGAGGAGAUUGUUUGCAAUCCAGGCAGUCAACUCGAAUGGCACAACUGAGCGUGGCCAAGGAGAGGGGGGCAAUGCCUUCUCUUUCAGUUCUCAGCCCUAUGUAGCCAUUGAUUGGGACCCUGAAAUGAAGAAAAAAUACUACGAUGAAGCAGAGGCUGAGAAAUAUGUCAAGGAUAAGAGUAUGGACUUUACGCUGAAGCCAAGCUUGAUAGAGUUACAGCAGUGCAUUGAACUCUUUACUACAGUAGAAGUCCUGGAAGAAGAAAAUCCCUGGUAUUGUCCAACAUGUAAAAAGCACCAACUCGCCACCAAAAAGCUGGAUUUAUGGUCGCUGCCUGAAGUUCUGAUAAUUCAUCUGAAGCGUUUCUCCUACACCAAAUAUGCGAGGGAGAAGCUAGACACCAUCGUCGAGUUUCCUAUCAGGGAUCUGGACUUCUCUAGGUAUCUACUGAAGAAGACGGUUCCUCAAGAUGAACCUCCCAGCCGCUAUGACCUUAUUGCUGUUUCUAACCACUAUGGGGGCCUCAGAGAUGGGCACUAUACCACGUUUGCAAGGAAUAAGGAUAGCGGCCAGUGGUACUACUUUGAUGACAGUAAAGUUACAUGUACUACAGAGGAUCGCAUUGUAACGAGUGCAGCCUAUGUUUUGUUCUACCAACGUCAAGACAAGAUUAGCAAGCCUGCUUUAUCCAAGCCAUCCACCAGCACAUCUGACUUUAUGAAGGAGGCUUCCUUCUAUGGUAAGGAGGAAGCUGAUGGAGAGGACUCUUGCCCCAGCAUGGAGACUGACUGACAUGGACGGACUGAGGCCAGGAGUUGCUAUUUUUUAUGUAAAUUUUUGGAGUCUUUUCUCAUAGGACUUGAAUCUACCUUCCCUGAGGGGCAGAGAAAGGACACAAUGUUAAAUCUCAGGCUGGAGCUGUUCUGGGAUUUUAGAGCACAGAGAACUGUGAUAUCGGUACCAUUGUGGCUGCUCUGCUGGGUACGUAGCAGUCAUUGAUCAAUGCAGCCGCUAGAACUGAGAUGUCUAGUGCAGAAAUGCAGUGUCAUAGCUGUUGCUCUUGAAAUCUUGGAUUUAAUGAUGCUGGGUUUAAAAAAAAAACAAAACAAAACAAAAACAAACUGGCAUUGUUGGGUGGAAAUAUCUAUUGUUUGUUUCACCUGCUGAUAGUUGACUGUUUGCACACCACUUUUU
This is a messenger RNA of Polypterus senegalus (gray bichir), 3376 nucleotides long. It is a transcript of the gene usp11, whose product is annotated as ubiquitin specific peptidase 11. The record is from RefSeq and is a predicted model, not a curated record. The transcript is spliced from 21 exons. Lineage: Eukaryota; Metazoa; Chordata; Cladistia; Polypteriformes; Polypteridae. Gene Ontology annotation, biological process: protein deubiquitination. Gene Ontology annotation, molecular function: cysteine-type deubiquitinase activity. Bases 47 to 2974 code for a protein of 975 amino acids.